Molecule: messenger RNA, 1929 nt
Organism: Xyrauchen texanus (razorback sucker)
Lineage: Eukaryota; Metazoa; Chordata; Actinopteri; Cypriniformes; Catostomidae
Product: activating signal cointegrator 1 complex subunit 3-like
Exons: 5
Coding region: 342-728 (128 amino acids)
Source: RefSeq, a predicted model, not a curated record
AAGUGAUGCAAUCAGUUUAGGGUGAGAACAGUCCAAUUAUUGUUUGAAGUUUGAAAAUACAUCAAGCUCAGUAAAGUGUAACUGAGAUUCAGAUCAUGACCAUGCCAAGGAGACUGCAGAUGCAAUGAAACCAUUAACAAAUACCUUUCAAACCUGGUGGAGAGGAGUCUGAGGGAUCUUGAAUGUUCCUACUGCAGUGAAAUAAAGGAGUGACUAUCCUUCAGGACGAGUGCACCAUAGAGCCCCUGAUGUACGGCCACAUCACAUCCUACUAUUACCUGAAACACCAGACCAUCCGCAUGUUCAAAGAGUGACUGAAGCCAGAGCUACCCAUUGCAGAGAUGCUGGCCUUCGUGAUGGUGAUGCUGGACGUGGUGUCUAAUGAAGACUGGCUGGUGUCCACUCUUGGCAUUUGUAACCUCGUACAGAUGAUCAUUCAAGGCAGAUGUGUCCAGGAUUCCUCUCUGUUCACAUUCCCCCACAUUGAAAAACAGGACUUCUACAUCUUCAGGAGGUGGAGCUUCAAAGAAGCAUGGGGCGGAGGCGGCUUUCAAGGACCAAUUGCAGGGCUUCCUGAGCUAAUAACCACCUGCCAUGGUAAAGAGGAGAAUUUCACUUUGAUGGUGAAGGAAGUGAUUCAACCCAACCAGAUCUCUCAGGUGUGUCUUCUUUACAUGCGCAGCUUUCAAAUUAAACAAAGUUUACAUGUCAGCAUCAGUAUAGAGUGAAAAAAUAGCAUACAUUUUUUCCAUAGGGAUAUUUUUAUUUAUAAUUUUUUUUUAUUGGGAUUAUUCUCCCUUUUUCAACCAAUUUGGAAUGGUCAAUUCCCAAUGCGCUUUUAAGUCCUCGUGGUGGCUUAGUGACUGCCUCAAUCCGGGUGGCGGAGGAUGAAUCCCAGCUGCCUCCGCAUCUGAGACCAUCAACACACGCAUCUUAUAACGUGGCUUGUUGAGCGCGUUGCCACGGAGACAGCACGUGUGGAGGCUUCACGCCAUCCACUGCAGCAUCCACGCUCAACUCACCACGCACCCCACCGAGAACAAACCACAAUAUAGCGACCACGAUGAGGUUACCCCAUGUGACUCUACCCUCCCUAGCAGCCAGGCCAAUUUGGUUGCUUAGGAAACCUGGCUGGAGUCACUCAUCACACCCUGGGAUUCGAAUUACCAGGCCCUCAAAAUAGUUAUGUUUUAACUUAUUAUUAUUUAGUUUAUUUUUAUAAUUAUUUCGUAAAUUUCUGGCAACCACAGCUGCCCAUUUUACUAUAAAUAAAAUAAAAAAUGUAACUAUAUAUUAAAAUAAACUAAACAAACAAAAAUUGUGGUAACAUUUAAUUCAUGCAUUCAUUCUGAAUAAGAAAUGGCUUUCAGUUCCCAUCCAUACUGAAAUGCAAGAGUCGAUGUAUCAUCCCUUAACAACAUAAACAUUCAAAUAAAUGCCAAUUCUACACACAUUAGGCUGUACCCACUCACACACGCACUGAUUCACGAGCAUGAUUUGCAGAAAGCAGCAGACAGUCACGGUGGUAUCAGAUAGCACCAAGAUCCCCAAUUACCUCCCAAAUGAGAGGGUUUAGAGCUCCAAUCUAAGUGCUAAUUGCAGCGGUAAUGCGAGCGUCCGAGCCCAGCGAUGAGCCCAGCGGCCGUUCCCCAUCCGUAUUCCAGCAAACCCCCCUUCCUCUUUCCCCUGCUAAUUAAAUAAGCACAUGCACUGCUGUGUCCUCAUCUCAUUCACUAAGGAAUCGUAAUCCUUGCAUAAAUAACUGUGCCAGGAUGAUCUAUACAGAUUUUUUUCUAUACUCCCAUGACUCUAAUACUGACAGAUCCACAUCAAGCAAACCCCAUCAUCGCUCUUUGCUGCACACACAAACAUGUUCUCGUAUUUGUCAUAUUACUUAUGUUUUAUUCUAUUAGAGUUGUUAAAUUUAAC